Messenger RNA from Electrophorus electricus (electric eel), 1024 nucleotides. RefSeq names its product gem (nuclear organelle) associated protein 6 (gene gemin6). Gene Ontology annotation, cellular component: SMN complex; nucleus. The record is from RefSeq and is a predicted model, not a curated record. Gene Ontology annotation, biological process: spliceosomal snRNP assembly; spliceosomal complex assembly. NCBI's taxonomy places the organism in Eukaryota, Metazoa, Chordata, Actinopteri, Gymnotiformes, Gymnotidae.
GGCUCAGUCAAGCUUAGAAAGGCGUUGAGCCUUUGGUAACUAGCUAGCUGAGAAUAGUUUGUUUUAUACAGUACAGUUAAUGUACUUGCCGUACGGUUUCUCUCGGCGUGCAUUGCUAUCCUCGAUCUCCAAAAAGAAUGAGUGAGUGGUGUAAUAUGUUACCGCAGGAAUGGUACAAAUAUGUAAAUCAAGAGGUGAAGGUUACAACGCGUGAUAAACAGCAACAUGAAGGCUGGGUCUUCACCGUAGACCCUGUCUCUGCAAGUGUGGUCCUUGUGACCUUCCUAGAGAAAGGAGGUGCCUUUGUGAUGGUGGUGCUGGGCCAUGCGGUGAGGGACGUGCAGAUCCUCAGGGGGGGAGACGAUGAAAUCGCCAGCCGCCUGAGGUCUCUCUUUAUGCCUGCUGGGUGCCAGGCUUUCACCUCACAGAAACUCAAGGAGCGAAAGGAGAACCUGCAUGCGUGGUUGGAGAAGAACCGUAUUCCUGUUACAGACGAGGGAGAUGUUCUGCAAGUGGCGAAUGUCCUCACCAUCGGUGCCCCGUACGGUGCCGAGCAGUGCACCAGCAGCAAUGAGAUCAUUCUGGCGAGAGUGCAGAGUCUUGUGGAGAGCAAUCCAGGAACAGAGAGCCAGCAGUGAGACAUGCAUGCUGAGCUUGGAGUCCAGGCUUUUCAAGUUGGGCCCUCUCUAUGAGAGCAGUUCAUGUAUAAUCCUCUCUUGAGGGAUGUUGGAAUCUGUCUGACUGUUCGACACUCUGUGCAGUGUUAAACACUUUUUCCUUUCAUGUACAUUUUACACAUCUUUCAUUUGCUAUGAAGCCAGACAUUAUUUGAUGUGGAGCCAGCCUUUUUAGAAAAAGAUUGGCUGGUGAUUAGUCUAAUGACCCAAGUUGAAUAGGGAAAACAUUUGAGUGUGAAUGCAGCCUGUUAGCCUCUCUAUUUAAAAAUUGAUUAGUUUAAAACAAUGUAAUUACUUAUGUACAUUUGUUUCACAAUUUUAUAAUAAAUACUUUGCAACGGGUGUAA